Molecule: messenger RNA, 1782 nt
Organism: Fusarium musae
Lineage: Eukaryota; Fungi; Ascomycota; Sordariomycetes; Hypocreales; Nectriaceae
Exons: 3
Coding region: 1-1782 (593 amino acids)
Biological process (GO): transmembrane transport
Molecular function (GO): transmembrane transporter activity
Source: RefSeq, a predicted model, not a curated record
AUGGGAGCUCUCGACAAGUUCCUUGGGCGCAAGGGCACUGAGGGUGAUGCCGCUGAGGCACCCGUCACUGUCACUGCUGCCAUGAACGAAAAGGACCAGGAGGCUGGCAAAUAUCCUGAUGAGACUGGUAGCGCCAGCGAUGCCGUUACUGAGAACGCGCAGCAUGGUGUCAAGGCCGUUGAGGCUACCACUCUGGCCUGGAGCAAGAAGGCUCUUGCUGGUGUCUUCGUUUUCAUGUGGUUGAUCUACCUUACCAAUGGCUUCCAGAGCCAGAUCAACUGGACUCUUGUUCCCUAUGCCAGCAGUGAAUGGGAGUCUCACUCUCUCAUUCCGGUGAUUGGCAUUGUCGCCAACUGCAUGACUGCUGCUGUCUACAUUCCCCUGUCCAAGAUCCUCGAUAUCUGGGGUCGUGCUGAAGGUUUCCUUCUCAUGGUCACAUUUGCUACCAUGGGUAUGGUCAUGAUGGCUGCCAGUCACAACCUCGCCACUUACUGUGCCGCUAGUGUAUUCUGGCAGGUCGGCUGGUCUGGUCUCACCUACAGCAUUGACGUUAUCACGGCCGAUUCCACACAACUCAAGAACCGAGGUCUCGCGUACGCCUUCACCUCUUCUCCCUACAUGAUCACCGCGUUUGCUGGUCCCAAGUCCGCUGAGGCAUUCCUCCGAAACGGUGAUCAGUGGCGAUGGGGCUUUGGCACAUUCUCCAUUGUCCUCCCCGUCGUCGCCAUCCCCAUGUACAUCCUCCUGAAGUACAACCUUCAGAAGGCCAAGAAGCAGGGUAUUCUUGUCAAUGAGUCUAGCGAUCGAUCUUUCUUGGAGAACAUCAAGUGGGGACUUAUUGAGUUCGAUGCUGCUGGUGCUUUCUUGUUCGCUGCUGGCCUUGUCAUCUUCCUCCUUCCCUUCUCCAUCGCUAGCAGCGCCCCUAAGGGUUGGGACACUCCAUACAUCAUUGCAAUGAUCAUUUUGGGCGUCGUGCUUCUGGCCAUCUUCGGUGCUUACGAGCGCUUUGUUGCCCCUAAGCCAUUCCUUCGCUUCGAGCUCCUUACCAGCCGCACCGUUAUUGGCGUCUGCCUUCUGGACUUCGUCUACAUGAUCGCCUACUACUGCUGGAACAGCUACUUCACCUCAUUCCUCCAAGUUGUCAACAACCUACAGCCCUCUACCGCUGGUUAUGUCAACAACACCUUUGAGAUCGUCUCUGGUGUCCUCCUCUUUAUCGUCGGCUAUGCCAUGCACAAGACCGGACGCUUCAAGUGGAUUCUGUGUGUCGGUAUUCCCCUGUACAUGUUUUCACAGGGUCUUAUGAUCUACUUCCGUCGCCCUGGUCAAUCCAUUGGCUACCUUGUUAUGUGUGAAGUCUUCAUCUCGAUCGCUGGCGCUACCUUUAUUCUUUGCAUGCAGGUUGGUGUUCUCGCUGCCGUCGAGCAUCAGUAUGUUGCCACCGCUUUGGCUACUCUUAGCGUCACUGGUAACAUCGGAUCUGCUGUCGGUAGCACCAUCUCUGCCACUAUCUGGACCAACACCUUCUACAAGAAGCUCGCUGAGUAUCUCCCUGAGUCUGCUCAGGCUGAUAUAGACUCUAUUUACGAGUCCCUCGACUCUCAGCUCCUCUAUGAGAUGGGCAGCCCCGAGCGUCUUGCGAUCCAGAAGGCUUACGGUUAUGGCCAGGCUCGCAUGCUUGCUGCCGGAACUGGCAUUAUGGCUGUCGCCCUUAUCUCGCUGUUCUUGAUCAAGAACUACGAUCUCAGGAAGAUCAAGCAGACCAAGGGUACUGUCUUCUAA